This is a messenger RNA of Kickxella alabastrina, 502 nucleotides long. RefSeq lists its product as uncharacterized. NCBI's taxonomy places the organism in Eukaryota, Fungi, Kickxellomycota, Kickxellomycetes, Kickxellales, Kickxellaceae. Bases 199 to 426 code for a protein of 75 amino acids. The transcript has a single exon. The record is from RefSeq and is a predicted model, not a curated record.
CGAUCGCUGAUGACACUGGCACACACACAAAGAGAGAGAGAGAAAGCAAAACCAGAAUCUAAAAUUGUUUUUUUGUUUUUUGCUUUUUGCUUUUUGCUUUUGUGUAGAGCAUGGCUGAUUUCGACAAGGCACUGCUGGUGGUGCAAGCGUCGCUUAAGGAAGACGUGAUGCAGUUUUACGAGGCAGUACAGCGUGAGUAUGGCUGAUAGGAAAAAAUGGGUUUUUUAUGUGAUUCAUAAACAGGCUUUAUUUCUUCUUUUUUCUUGUUAUUUUAAAUGGGGGAAGAGGCGUUUCUGGAAUGUCGUGAUUGAUGAUAGAAAUGUCGAUUAUAUAAUUGAGAGUGUAAAAAGUCUGUGUGCGAGUCGAGUGAAGCUGUGCUUUUUUUUUUUUUUGCCUUACUGCUCGGCGAUUAUUGGUAUUGUAUAAAAACGGGGUUUCUUUUCCCCCCUUUUUUGAUUGCUCAGUUUGUUUUUUUAAUAAAAAAUAAAAAAUAAAAAAUAAA